Molecule: messenger RNA, 588 nt
Organism: Suillus discolor
Lineage: Eukaryota; Fungi; Basidiomycota; Agaricomycetes; Boletales; Suillaceae
Exons: 2
Biological process (GO): protein phosphorylation
Molecular function (GO): ATP binding; protein serine/threonine kinase activity
Source: RefSeq, a predicted model, not a curated record
AAGCCCUUAAACAAAAGUGAUGUGUUGUACUGGGCAAAAUCUCUCCUUAACUUCACUUACAAGUACAUUGAUUACUGUAUCAAUGCUGCACCAAGUCCUUCAUCUUUUCAAAUACCCCAUGUGCACUUCAUGGAAGCAGGAAUUGCUUUGGCAUUUUCUCAUCACUCAUUGAAUACUCAGGGGACUUCUAAUCAAGCUCCCAUAGCAGACAUCAAGGCAGGGACAUUUUCGGCAGUGUAUCUCCUUGAGGAGCCAAUGAUGUUUGAUGCUAAUCAGACAUUCACAAAAUUUAUCCACAACAAGGACUGUGAACCAUCACUUGAUGAUAAUGAAUAUGGCUAUGACCUAGCCGUCUUUCUUGCUUUCACUCAGUACAUUCAGUAUGCAAAGACAGAAGGUUUAGCCUUUGUUUCUGAUUAUCAAGGCAGCACCGAGCUUCUAACUGAUCCUCAAAUUUUGACCCACUGUGAUGAAAAUGAUAUUUUUGGUGAUGGAAACAUCACAAGCAUGAUAGAUGACUUUGAGACAAAGUAUGUUUGUAAUUAUUACUGCAAGUGGCCAGGAUUCGGAUUGGAGGUAUAUGCUUAG